AUGAGGCCAUCAUCCGCCCUGCUCCUCUCGUCAGCGGCCCUGCUGUGCCAGCACCAGCAGACCGCCACGGCGCUGACGAUACCGACGAUACCCAACGCAAAGAACCCGUACCACCGCGACAGGGACCUCUCGAGCCUCCUCUCCGGCUCCCUUGACGUCCUCGACCGCGUGCCGGGCCUGGCGGACAAGAUUGUCAACACGACGCUGCUCGUCGUCCGCGCGCUCAGGGAAACGGUAGCCGACAACGGCAUCACGCAAAACGACCUUGACUUGGCGCUGGGGAUCAACGGCACCACGGGCAUGCCGCUACUAGGAAACACCACCAGGGCCGUGACGUGCCCCGACGUAGCUGUUCUCUACGCCAGGGGAACGAAUGAGCCUGGCAACGUGGGCUUCCUCACCGGCCCGCCCUUCUUCGACGCCCUGCGCACUUACAUGAACGGCACGGGCUCCAUCGCCAUCCAGGGCGUAAACUCCUACCCGGCCCAACCAGCCGGCUUCUUCGCGGGCGGCUCCGCCACCGGCGCCGCCUUCGCUGCGCAAGUCGCCUCUCGCACCCUUGCCUCCUGCCCAGACACCCGCCUCACGGUGUCGGGCUACAGCCAGGGCUCGCAGGUGGCCCGCCUCGCCGUGGCCCAGAUGCCGCCCGACCAGCGCGCGCGUCUCUCGAGCGUCGUGCUCUUUGGCGACCCGCUGGGAGGCAAGGCCAUUGACGGGGUCGAUCCGACGAAGUUGCUCGUCAUAUGUCAUACGGGUGACAAUAUCUGCCAGGGAGGCGACUUUAUCUUCAACACGCAUCUCGAUUACAGCCUCGACGCGCCGACGGCGGCGCUGUUUGUUAUGCAGCGGAGCGGGCUUGGGCUGGCGAGCCGCGACGCCCAGAACGAGGGGAUGGGGGAUACCAUGGUGGGCACCGUGCAGGGAAUAAUGCACUCCUCAAAGGGCGGGAUAGCGAGUGAUUAA
Messenger RNA from Colletotrichum orchidophilum, 963 nucleotides. RefSeq names its product cutinase. Lineage: Eukaryota; Fungi; Ascomycota; Sordariomycetes; Glomerellales; Glomerellaceae. Gene Ontology annotation, biological process: carbohydrate catabolic process. Bases 1 to 963 code for a protein of 320 amino acids. The transcript is spliced from 2 exons. Gene Ontology annotation, molecular function: cutinase activity. Gene Ontology annotation, cellular component: extracellular region. The record is from RefSeq and is a predicted model, not a curated record.